Cryptosporidium muris RN66 is the source of this 1050-nucleotide messenger RNA. RefSeq lists its product as uncharacterized. Gene Ontology annotation, biological process: ribonucleotide metabolic process; RNA catabolic process. The transcript is spliced from 2 exons. The coding region runs from base 1 to 1050 and encodes 349 amino acids. The record is from RefSeq and is a predicted model, not a curated record. Gene Ontology annotation, cellular component: ribonuclease H2 complex; nucleoplasm. Lineage: Eukaryota; Apicomplexa; Conoidasida; Eucoccidiorida; Cryptosporidiidae.
AUGCCUGCUGAUCACAAGCUAAUACUAAUACCUGAGAUUGAAGAUUGGAAUGAAGACUUGGAACUGGUUGUAAUUCCUCACCCUAAAUCCUCUAACUUAUGUCAAUUUAUUUAUAAUAAUAAACGUUCUUGUAUAUAUGAACUUAAAGAAUGCUCGGAAAGACUACACAAUCUACCAAUCUCUGCAUUCUAUAACGAUUUAUGUAUCUCAAAAUUAGUUGUUUAUAUCGGAACUAUUGUAGAUCCCUUAUUUUUCUUUAUACCUCUACUCAACUUUGCAAGAAAAAAGGAAGCUAAACACUUACAUCUGAAAAAGGUCAUAUAUGAAUACUGUAGCUAUAUUCACGAAAAUUUUCAGGAAGAACAGAUUGGCAGUGUAAGCUUCUCAAUAUCUAACCUAAGAAAACUACUGAUAAUAUUUUUAAGGAACCCCAAACUUAUAGAGAAAAUUACCAGUAUCUGCGAUGUAAUUAAUAUAGAUAGCUCUUCCAUGGAUAAUCUAGAUUUUGGUGAGAACUGUGAUUUCAACCACUUCUCACUAGAUAAUAGAUUUUAUCUUCUGAAUGAUGAAAAGCUCCAAUUUUAUUUGUUUAAAAGAAUUGAAUUAUCAUCUAGAUUGGCAAUUGAGCAGAAUAUUUUAUUAAAGGAACACAGUGACCUUUCAAGUAAAAGUAAGGGACAAACACAAGAAUUUUGUGUCGAUGAAGAUUUGGCUAAAAUUACUGCUUCAGAUCUCGUAUUGACAUAUAUACCUAAUAAUAUGCCUCAAAUAAUUGGAUUCUUACAAAAUAAAUACAACGAAAUAACUUUAAAUUUAAAAUCAAGAUUUAGGGAAAAUUCCAACUCAGAUAGUUUUCGUUACAAUAAAAUCACUGGUGUAAAACGCCCUAUAUCAACAGCUUUUCAUAAAGGUCAAAAUAUCAUGAAAAGUAGUAUUGGCAACUUUAAAUUCAGUAAAAUGACGAAAUUUACUACACAUAAUACUAAGAGUAAGCCACAAGAUAAUAGUGUAAGCAUACUUAAUUUCAUAAGAAAGACCGAUAGGAGAUAG